UCAAUAUGUCGCCACUAUCAGAGCUUGUCUCGAUCCAAAACCAAGCAUACCAAAAUGCCCUGUCUCAGAUCAAACUUGCACCCGAGAACGAGCCCGUCUUUGAGGAGUUGAAGCACCUCGUCAACGCAGAUGGUGCUGGCAGCUGGCCACCUCGAGCUACUCACGGCGAUACCUGGCCUGCAGUCCUUCGUCCAUACCACGAUAUCUACCUCGAAGUAGCGCCAUACCUAUCGACAGAGAAUAUAUCCACCAACAACGACGUCAACACCGAACGGCGGAACUCCUUCAGAGAGCGCGUACGAAAGGCACUACAUGAACGAGUGAACCUACCAAGCGUGAAAGGCAUCCUAAGCGCCACCGAAAAUGAAGGCAAUGCUGCAGGAAUCACGCCACCAGCCUCAUUCAACGGCUUCAGCGCCUGCAUCGCAUACAUGCGACACGCCUACCGAUGGGCCCUGGUCCCCGUCGUCAAGGUCGGGCAGGAGAAGAAGAUAAUCGACUUCCCUGAGGAACUGACGUUGCCCUGGUCGUUUAUAUGUCGGCGGUAUGGAGUCACCUCGAAGGGGGGGAAUAUCAUGACAAACUAUUUAUGUAACUUUGAUGAGCAGGGGCGCAUCAUUUACGAGUUUAACGGGGCGUUGUCAGAGCUUAUUCGCACUGCAGAGUACAACUUUUCUUAUAUGUUUGUCGCUACUGAGCGGUUCGCACUUCCCAUAUACCACGAAAUGGCCACUUCUAUUUUUCACUACAACCGCGGCGACAAGCAAGCCUGCCUCGUGAGUCUCAAGGCUAUAGUCGGGCAACUCCCCGCUCUACUACGCGUAUUCUCCAAAACGCUCAUCGAGACUCAGAUCUCGACGAAGGUCUGGAUGCAAUACGUACAGGGCCCUGCAGCCUGGGGUGCCGGAGAGAUUAUCAAUGGCGAAUACAUCGAAUAUGAUGGACUAUCCGGAAGCCAUGCCACUUUUUUCCGCGUUGCUGACGCGUUUUUAGCUUUGGCGCCGUAUUUUAGUGAGGAAGGUAUGAGGCGGUAUAUCCCCGAGUCGCAACGGAAGUUAUUCCAGGCGAUGCAGGAUCACGGGUUUCGGGAGAAGGCGACAGAGGCGGGUGAUGAGUUGAUUGGAGUGGAGAUAGAAAAUAUAUUGAAGCAACUGCGGCUCUUCCGGGCCACCCAUCGCGCCAGAAUCCACAAAUACUUGACUGUUCCAGCUCCCGAGCGGUUGAUUAUGACGGCUGGGAGGUCUGUGCUGGAGAGCGAACAGAUCCCUGAGAUAGACACGGCGAUGAAGCACUUGGAUGGGAUACUGGAGAAGAGGUUAAAGCUAACAAAGUGAUUGCAGCUGGUAAGCUUGAGAACUAGAGACGAAUUGACGAAUGAUGGUACAGUGAUGCCGGGACUGGAGGAACAAAGAAUGUUUACACCGUAUACAGUGGAUGGAGUAUAUGUUUAUGCCUCAGGUGUCAAGAUCAUGUGAUGGGUUGUCAUGUGGACCCGUCAGCCAGGUAACGACGUAAUAAGGUUGAGCUCAGGCCCUGCUCAGGCCCAGAGUUCAUCUUCUUUUCAGUUAUAGUCGUCCUCGUAGCCAAUAGCCACAGCCACAGGCGCGAACGAGAUGGAGAAGGACUAUCCCGAGCUCGGAAUUGAAAUUUGGCUGGUUUAAUAUUAGAACCAGCGUCCAG
Molecule: messenger RNA, 1680 nt
Organism: Aspergillus versicolor CBS 583.65
Lineage: Eukaryota; Fungi; Ascomycota; Eurotiomycetes; Eurotiales; Aspergillaceae
Exons: 4
Coding region: 6-1334 (442 amino acids)
Biological process (GO): 'de novo' NAD+ biosynthetic process from L-tryptophan
Cellular component (GO): cytoplasm
Molecular function (GO): indoleamine 2,3-dioxygenase activity; metal ion binding; heme binding
Source: RefSeq, a predicted model, not a curated record